AUGUCCCCGAAGCUCAACUGGACGCCAGACUCUCUCCCGUCGCUGGAAGGACGCACGUAUGUGGUCACGGGAGGGAACGCCGGGAUAGGGAGCUGGACGGUGCACCACUUGGCUCUGCGCGGGGCGACCGUGUACCUGACGUCGCGAUCGGCCGAGAGAGGAGCGGCUGCGAUCUCGUCGAUAGCAGCAGCCAUCAACAAGACGCACCCCGAGGUGGAGGCAGGCGAUGUCGCGGGGCGGAUCCACCUGGUGGUGAUGGACCUGAUGUCGCUGCGGUCGGUGGUCGCCGGGGCGAGACGCAUCCGCGCCGAAUGCACGCGGCUGCACGGCGUAGUCAACUCGGCGGGCAUCAUGGCCACGCCGUACCUGCUCAGCGAGGACGGCUACGAGUCGCAGUGGCAGACCAACUACCUUGCGCACUGGCUCCUGACGUGGCACCUGCUGCCGCUGCUGGAGUCCACGGCUCGAGCGUCACCGGAGGGUUCCGUCCGCGUCGUCAACGUCAGUUCGAUGGGCCACGCCGCGACGUUCAAGGAAGGGAUCCGCUUCGCCGACACGGGGCUCAAAGACGCCUUCACAUUCCGGCGCUACGCCCAGAGCAAGCUGGCCAAUAUCCUCCACGCCAACGCCUUGCAUGCUCGAUAUAACAACAACAACAACAACAACAACAACAACAACAACACCGGUGACAACGCAGCCACCUCACCGCCAGCACGCAUCUGGUCCCUCUCCCUUCACCCCGGCAACAUCGACACGCAACUCAACUCGCGCGCGUGGGGCGGCUCGGCCCUGACGCCCAUCCUGCGCUGCAUGGGCGCCUACAUCACUCCCGAGCAAGGCAGCUACAACUCGCUGUGGGCCGUCGCGGGCAGCGCCGGCGUCCAAGUCACCCGCGCCAUGUCGGGACACUACUUUGUGCCUGUGGGCGAGCAGAAGACGCCGAGCAAACAGGCGCAGGACCCUGAGGGGGCGCUGGCGCGGAGGCUGUGGGACUGGACCGAGCGGGAGAUGAGGGCUAAGGGGUUCUUGGAUGCUAUUUGA
Molecule: messenger RNA, 1041 nt
Organism: Fonsecaea pedrosoi CBS 271.37
Lineage: Eukaryota; Fungi; Ascomycota; Eurotiomycetes; Chaetothyriales; Herpotrichiellaceae
Exons: 1
Coding region: 1-1041 (346 amino acids)
Source: RefSeq, a predicted model, not a curated record